AUGUCUCUUGAUUCAACUAAGCUUCCAGAUCCACCAAUGUCAUGCCAUACUUUUACUAUUUACCAUCGCCAUGUAUUUGAAAAAUCAAACUUUAAAGAUUAUGACUCGUUGCUUGAAAGUAGGAUUGCUCGAUGUCAUGCUAGAGCUAGUUAUUUAGCUUCUAUUUUUUAUGAUGGUAACGAUGUUGUAACGCCAAAUGACAACCAGAAUGAUGCAAAUGCAGGUCUCACAAGGCAACAAGAUGCACAAGGGGGUAAGAUUCGCGAAUUGGUCCCAAAAUCAACUGAUACACACUGCGUACAUGGUGAGUAUAUUGCAUCAUUUUUUAUUGGUACUCAAUUGAUCAAAACUUACUUGCUAAUAGACAGUGUAAGUGGUUUACUUUGGUGGCAAUGUGGACCAUGUGAGGCCAAUAACUGUUACAAACAGGAUCAACCUCUAUAUAAUUUUACUACGUCUAGAACUUCUCGAAAAGUUGAUUGCAUUCGACAUAGUUCAUAUUGCAUAACUGCGGACCCAGCUUUUCAUUGUGAUCAUGAUACUUCUGAAUCUAUAUAUAACAAGAAAUAUACAGAUGGACCAGGAACAAAAGGAAAGGGAUCUAUACUGAGUUUCCAUAUAAGCAAGUGGCCAAGUGCAAUAUCAGCAAAAUUGUUACCAAAUUAUAAGUACCCAUCAUUUUAUUUUGUAAACUUUUAUAAAGUUUUUGUUAAUGAAAGGGAAGUUCCAGUGAAAUCCUCGUGGUGGAAUUUCAAACGAGAUAUGAGUGGUGGAAUCUUCGUGGAUACAGGGACAACUUUUACCCGUUUUCCUAAUGAUUUUUAUGUCAUAUUUCGCUACAUAUUUAGAGCUGCAGUAGAAGAUAGUCCUAUGGUUGAAAAUCCAAUCGGACCUUUUGACACUUGCUAUAAAGUGGAUCCAAAUGGUGAGGAACUAUAUUUUCCUAUUGUGAAGUUGUACUUUGGUAGUGUAACCCGGAGUACAGAGUUGAUUCUGGAACAAGAACGUGUAAUUGUGAAAUAUCAGGGGUUUAUUGUUUGGCUUUUAUUGGAUGGGAAGAAAACUACUCAAUAUUAG
Messenger RNA from Nicotiana tabacum (common tobacco), 1077 nucleotides. The record is from RefSeq and is a predicted model, not a curated record. NCBI's taxonomy places the organism in Eukaryota, Viridiplantae, Streptophyta, Magnoliopsida, Solanales, Solanaceae.